Molecule: messenger RNA, 2428 nt
Organism: Xyrauchen texanus (razorback sucker)
Lineage: Eukaryota; Metazoa; Chordata; Actinopteri; Cypriniformes; Catostomidae
Exons: 2
Coding region: 807-2249 (480 amino acids)
Source: RefSeq, a predicted model, not a curated record
UCUGCUGGAUAUGUCUCGCAUGUUGGCCAAAACUUGUGGACGGAGUAACAUUAACAUGGGCCCGCAUUUUCAUACUCUCGGUGUGGUCGCUGGGAUGGUACCUUUUCAGGUGACCGAAAAGGUUUGUUGUGUUUCCCGUCUUGGUUAUCACCGACCGACGGCAUAUUUUGCAGACCGUUUUUAUUUGCGCGUCGUCGCUUUUCAGAUAUCCAAACCACUUCCAUAUAAUUGACGUCUUGUUACCUUUUUUGUCAACAAUUUCCUCAGCUUUGGAAGAUAGUUCGAGUUCACUUUCACCGUCGCUUUCGUGUUCGUCGUUUCCACUCAUUUUUUCUUUACAUUCACUUUCUUCACUGCCGGUAGCUCAAACAGUGCUCCGCUAGCAAUUGGGCGUGUACUUAGACGCACAAGCCCAAAUCUGCGUUCUGACUGGCUGUUGUCCGUUUAUUUCUGCUUUGUAAUAGGCUGUUAGGUCUAUCCAUAUCGAGUAAACGUGUCAAAAGUUUAUCAUCGUAGUCUAAAUAAAUAUUAUCGCGAUGCCAUAUCGAGAUCGUUUUAUCGCCCAGCCCUAGGAGAUGAUGCUUGCUUUCCACUAAAACCGAAUUUAUUUUCUUUCAGGCCUGUCCGCUCUAUCCUUUCCUCUUUGCCAUGAAACUCAGUUCAAUAGGCUCUGUGCAGCGGGGAUUGUGACGUGUUUCCGACUACACUCUCUACUGGGCAAACAGUUUCCGGUUCCGUAUUAGAUCUGACGCGCGAAAGUUAACAACGACACACAUUCUAGUUAUUCUUAUCUUGGCAGCUGAACUAUGGAGAAACGGGUUUUCCGAUAUCAAAAGCUAAUGAGACCUAGUUCGGAACAUUGUUGUGUGCCGUCGUGCGUUGUGUCGGCAAGAUACAACUCGACUGUGAGUUUUCAUUCAUUUCCCGUGGAAGAGGAUCUCAGAAAAAAAUGGAUCGUUAAGAUCAGGAGGGAUGACUUCAAAGUCAACAAAAACACAAAGGUGUGUAGCAUUCAUUUCAAACCUGAUGACUUUAUGGAAGGGACUAGACUGAGACGUCUGAAAAAAGGUGCUUUCCCAACACUGUUUGAGUGGAACCGUUACCAAGUGCAGCCGCCGAGGUCGAGUCUUUGGGAACGGCGAGAGAGACCGCUGCCCCCUGAUCCUGUUUCGGACGUAGAGCAAGAUAUGGACUUUGACGUGGAGAGGACUGGACACGAUUAUUGUUCAGUUCCCGAAGCUGCAGCUGUGGACAUGGUAUUACAUGAAAAUGAGGAGUUGACGAGGGAGAUAGAAGAUCUACGGAAGCAGUUGGACCAGACCAAGAUCAUACUUCGCUUUGGUCUCCAGAGAUUUGCUGGGUCCGAUGAGGACAUACGCUUUUAUACAAGAUUUGCAACCUAUAACCACCUGAUGGCCUUCUGGGAACUGAUUGAACCGGCAAUGCACAGAAUGAUUCAUGUCACCAACUCCAAAGUCACCAAGGAGGCUGGAAACACUCGGGCACUUCCUGCAAUAGAUGAGUUCUUCCUGUUCAUGAUGCAUCUUGCUUUGGGCCUCAAGCAAAAGGACCUUGGUCAUCGCUUCCAUGUACAUCAGGCCACUGUGAGCCGCAUCAUAACAACCUGGGCCAACUUCCUGUACUUUGUCUUGGGGUCAGUGUGCAUUUGGAUGCCGAAAGAGAGAGUACGAGCCCAUCUGCCAGAGGAAUUUCAUCUUUUCCGAGACACACAGGUUAUCCUGGAUUGUACUGAGAUCCGCUGCCAAACACCUUCCUCAUUGCUAUUACAAAGUGAGUUUUUUUCAAACUAUAAGUCUCACUGCACAUUCAAGGCUUUAAUAGGAAUGGCACCUCAUGGUGCAAUAACAUUUGUGUCUGGACUCUAUGCAGGGUCUAUAAGUGACAGGGAGUUGUUCAAACAGUCAGGGAUCUUUAACCUUCUUACUCCUGACAUGGCCAUCAUGGUGGAUAAGGGCUUCUUAAUUGACAGCCUAGUACCAUGCAAAGUUCACCGGCCUGUUUUCCUGACCAAGGGAAAACAAAUGCUACCUCAUGAAGUGACACACACUCAGUCUGUGGCCAGGCUCAGGGUACAUGUUGAACGUCUUAUUCGUCGAGUGAAGGAGCAUAAGUUGUUUGACACAGUCAUCCCCUUGUCCAUUUCUGGUAGCAUAAACCAACUGUUUACAGUGGCAUGUUUGCUUGUGAACUACCAAUGUGGACCACUUGUCAAGGCAUGGAGCCACUGAGUCUAAAAACCCUCAUCCUUGUUAAUGUGCUAAGGUAAAUGUAAAUAUUGUACAUAUACUUUUGUAAAAACUAUGGAUUUCACACUCUGUUCAUAACUCUGAUCAACAGACAAAACUAAGACAGUGUUUCCUUAUGCAUUUUUUAUUAUAAUUUCAUAAUGCAUAACAUAUGUAUUUAU